Molecule: messenger RNA, 1897 nt
Organism: Tachysurus vachellii
Lineage: Eukaryota; Metazoa; Chordata; Actinopteri; Siluriformes; Bagridae
Exons: 9
Coding region: 146-1078 (310 amino acids)
Source: RefSeq, a predicted model, not a curated record
GAAGCGGGGAGAGGGAGGGAGAGAGAGAAGGGCAACGAGGAAGAGAAAGGGAGAGCCCAGACACUUGUCUUCAACCUCAGCUCCCAUCCUCAGGCAAAACAUCACUAUCCUUCAUUUUCGGCAAAAGUGAAAACAGCUCAAAAAAAUGAAGGUCUCUGUACUAAUGCCCUGUACUAAAGCAGGUUUCCUUCUUUUUGUUUUAUGGCAAACAAGUUUAUUUUUGCAUGCAAGUGCACAGACAAACUCCACAAAUUCCACAAUUAUGCCAGAGAACAUUGAUCCCAAUGCAACCUCAUCGACUAAUUUGACUUUUAGUAGUACAGUUGCCCCCUCGGCUAAUGCAACCAAUACAACCACUCUUGGCACAAAUGCCACAGCAAUGGUAUCUUGUCGAGUCUUCUCUUGCAAUUACUCGGCAUGCUACAGUGCUUUCAUGAGCUCCAAUGUCACCAAUUGCUCAGCCUCUGAACGUUCUUGUGAGCUGAGAAGAGAUGGAGAUGCAUUAUAUUCACUGAGCUGCAGAAGUGGCUGCAUCCCUACCUGUGUGAACACCUCUCAGAACAACUGCUCCAUUAACUGUUGCACCAACAAUUGUGAAAACUCCACUAUCAACAGCCUAUUCAACUCUUCUGUCAUAAUGACUACUACAACAACUGCCGCCACCACCACCACCACCACCACCAAAGCUUCUACCAUUGCAUCCACCACCAUGGCAACCAAUGGUAAGAAGUGCCAAAAGUUCAGUUGUAAUGGAGAUGGCUGUUAUCAAGGCAAUACUAAUGUUGGCCUGUGUGGUACGGGUCAGAACUUCUGCAUGCUGAAGAAGACACCAACUGGAACCUUGGUGACUUGGACAGCGAGCUGUAUCGAGGACUGUAGCAAAGAGAUAAUGUGUACCUCCACCAAUACCAACUGCAUCCUAGAAUGUUGUAAUGCCACCACAACAGCCUCUUGCCUCAAGCUGAAUGGCCAAACAAAUGUUCUCGGUUCUGGCACUAUGGCUCCAUGCUGUCAUUUGCCGCUUUUGGUGUCUUCAUUCUUCCUCUGGUUGCUGAUGAUGGGCAAAUCUGCAGAUUAGAUAAUAGAGCACUAGCUCUUGUUCACUGAUGGGACACUGUGUGUGUGUGUGUGUGUGUGUGUGUGUGUGUGUGUGUGUGUGUGCGUGUGCGUGUGUGAGAGAGAGAGAGAGAGAGAGAGAGAGAGAGAGAGAGAGAGAAAGAGAGUACUAUUUAUUUCAUUGCCUGUCAGCUGAAAAUCGGAUAUAAUAUAUGAUGAGGAAAUUACUAUAAUUUAAUGAUGUAUAAUCCAAAACUUAAGAUACAAGGAGCAUAUCGAGAGCAAUUAAUUUGUUUACAACUUCAUUAUAUAGAAAUAUAUAUUAAUUGACUGUCUUAGUUUAGUAUGGUUUCCACUUUCAUAUGACAGCAUGGCUUGUUUUGCAGCAAACAAUCCAACCACUUAGGGCUUUUUUGAUUGGUGUCUAUUAUUUUCCGAUGUUUGAGUAAUGUGGAUCACAUUACCUGUUGCGCAGUCAUUCUUUCUCCACCCAAAGCAGGUAAUCCAGACCUAACAAUCAGAACAAUAUGUUUUCAGAACAUGCACAUUAAGGUUAAGGUUGUUUGACCAAACACUGACAUCAUCAGUGUCAUCGAAAUACAAAACUGACAACCAAACAAAAAGUAAUAUAUACUUUAUAAUAUAUGUGCACUUUAUACUUAUGCAAGAAAUUUGUAGUUUAAAUAAUAUUUGCAUAUGUGAAAAGGCUGUGUGGCAGAAGACUUUUAGCUAAAACACUAAACCAAAAUUUAUUUUUGAACACACAUAUGUUGCACUAUAAGAUUGUAUAAACAUGUCUACAUUUUAUGGUACAUAUUAAAUAAUUAUUGAUAAAAUCUAA